GUAGGGUACGCUAUGAUAGCCUAAUUGCAAUGUCAAUAUUGUAUAUUACCCUACAUUAUCAUCUAAGCAAUGAAUCUGUAUUUUUUUUCAGAAAAGGGAACCAAGACGUGUCAAUCCCUCUAUGUGUAUCGUCCAAUCAGCAGGAGUCCUGCUCUCCACUUCCGCUGGUAAUUGGGGGAAGAUGAGAAAGGCGUGCGCACGCAUGGCACAGAGUAAACACUCGCUCCCAGAGAGGAACUGGUAGAAGUGUCAGAUGGAAGGAGAAAAAGAGUGAAGGAAGAAAAUAGAUACAAUCAUUUAUGUAGACCGUUGUAUCAUUUGGAAAUUUGUAGCUUCCAACACUUCAGAUUCGAAGAGCAGAAGCGGAGAAGAGUGUUUAUGAAUGGUCUUUUUCCGACCAGCCUCCCUCGACAAGGAUCCUAGAAGAGAGCGUCCUUUUGUGGGAGUUUACUGAAUCUAUACGUCCAGCAGAAAACCAAAACUUUUCAUAUUUUAAAUAAUUUAUUUAAAAAAAAAAAAAUCCUACGGAAUGCAUAAAGAUAAUUUUCUAUUCACCAAUCGCUGCCUUUAAUCUGAUGGAAAGUGAAUACAUUUUCAUAGGCCUACUAAUAGAUAAACAAAACAUCAACUUUCAUUUGCAUUUUUGUUAAUCUUUUGAUGGAUUAGUUGAAUUUUUGUAUCUCCAUUUUAUGGCAUAGUAUAACAUUCAACACGCUUUCUCAACAUUUUUUAAAAAAAAUCUUGGAUUAGAGCACUCUGUUUGAGAAGGUAAAUUGAUCCAACGAGGGAAGAGGGAGAUCAAUCACAGGCUUUAUGGUUUGGGGAAUGGCAACAGCCACCUCCAGUCCAUACCUGGCCAGCAAUAGGAUCCUGUCCACCGGCUCCAUCGUGCACUCAGACCGGGGGGUCGGUGACAUGCAGCCGGGGAGCACUGCUGUCACCUCGGUGGCGGGCGGAUACAGAGGGGACUCCUCGGUGAAGAUGGUGCAGAGUGACUUCAUGCAGGGCGCUAUUGCGACGAGCAACGGGGGACACAUGUUAAGCCAUGCCCACCAGUGGGUGACAUCCCUGCCUCACGCCGCCGCUGCAGCAGCCGCAGUGGCAGCUGCCGAAGCCGGUUCUCCCUGGUCCCCCGGCCCGGUGGGAAUGACAGGCAGCCCGCAGCUGCAGGACGUGAAGAGAAACUCCGGCAGAGAGGACCUGCACUCGGGCUCCGCUCUACACCAUAGGUCUUCGCAUCUGGGCUCCCACCAGGCACACCCAGGAGCCUGGGGAGGCACCUCAUCCCCUCACAUCUCCAGCAUCUCCAGCAUCUCCGAAGGACAGCAGCAGCAACAGUCGCUGAUGUACUCCCAGACCGGGGGAUUCACGGUUAACGGGAUGCUCAGCUCACCGGGUAGUAGAAGCCUAAUGCACCUGGGGAUGGUGAGGGGGGAAUCCCCUGAUCUCGACCACGGCAGCCACCACCAUCACCACCACCACCAGCAUCCACAUCAUCCGCAGCACCACGUCGGGGUGAGCCAUGACGCUCAGUCCGACGAGGAUACGCCAACCUCGGACGACCUGGAGCACUUCGCCAAACAGUUCAAACAGCGCCGGAUCAAACUGGGCUUUACACAAGCGGACGUGGGAUUGGCGCUGGGCACCCUGUACGGAAACGUCUUCUCACAGACCACGAUAUGCAGGUUCGAGGCCCUGCAGUUGAGCUUCAAGAACAUGUGCAAGCUGAAGCCGCUGCUCAACAAAUGGCUGGAGGAAGCCGACUCGACCACCGGUAGCCCCACCAGCAUCGAUAAGAUCGCGGCGCAGGGCAGGAAGAGGAAAAAGCGCACGUCCAUCGAGGUGAGCGUCAAAGGAGCUUUGGAGAGCCACUUUCUCAAAAGCCCUAAACCAGCAGCGCAGGAGAUCACCUCUCUGGCUGACAGUUUACAGCUGGAGAAGGAGGUGGUCCGGGUCUGGUUCUGCAACCGCAGGCAGAAGGAGAAGAGGAUGACGCCGCCGGGGCUGCCACACAGCCCGGAGGACGAGUACUCCCAGGUCGACAACAUGAGCGCAGGCACACCGUCACCUUCCAUGGACUGCAAGCGAAUGUUCAGCGAUACGUGAGAAAUAAACAAAACACCGAACAAUAAUAUUUCUUUGGGAUGAAUACUAGCAAGAUAAAUUAUAUUUUACAUGUGUGCCAAGCGGGAACAGUUACGUUUAGGCCUACAUGAAACAAUGAAACAAAACAAAAAUAUUACCCAUCCACAUUACUCCAUCCUGACGAACGGUGUAUUUUCUCUUAGGAAAGUUAGAAAUUAAAACGUGCGAUAUUAGGCAACACAUUGUCGAAUGGACAAUCUUAAUCAGUUUUUAGCCUGCUAUAUAUUCCAAUAAAGUGUGUGUGUGUGUGUGUGUGUGUGUGUGUGUGUGUGUGUGUGUGUGUGUGUGUGUGUGUGUGUGUGUGUGUGUGUGUGUGUGUGUGUGUGUGUGUGUGUGUGUUGUGUGUGUGUGUGUUUCACAAACUAUAUCUUUCCCUUUUAUUUUAUUUGGAACUUGCCCUGCUUUCACCAAAAUUAUUGUUUCAGUUCUCUGCCCCAUCUUUGGCCCCAUGUGAAAAACAAUGAUACGCUUUAACAUCUCCCAAUGAUCGCCCUUCUUAUUUUGUAAUAUUUCAUAUUGUGUGGGCCUAUUUUAGAACAAACAAAAUCAACGACACUUUUUUUGCAGCACUUAAUGUUAUUGGAAAUGUUCCCUUCUGCAGUUGAAGGGGGUCACAUUACAUUCCCAAGCAUUAGUCUUAUAUGCUUUUGUUUUGUUUUUACAAACAAGUUAUGAUAGAAUAUUUUUAAGAAUCUGAAUCUUUUUCACCAUGCUGACUUUCUGUUCUAAUGCUACCAUAUAAUUCAUGUACUAUAAUGAGCAAUACUUUAUUUACCCUCAACUUUGCAUUAUGUGGUAUUGAUGACUUAACAGUUUUAUUCAAGUUUGUUAUGAUUAGACUGUUAUUUCAGUGAUGAUUGGCCUAUGCCUACAUGUUAUGUUCAAAGGAGCGCGAAUUCCCAAAAGCUGACGUCAUUGUUGUUUGUUAUAGCCUUGUAUACUUCUAUGUGAUGAUUUUGACAGUAGCCUAAUAUAUUUGAAGUGGUUAUUUCAUGAAGGAUUAUUGAGAACAAUAAAUUUGUCAUAACGGAUA
Messenger RNA from Salvelinus fontinalis (brook trout), 3178 nucleotides. RefSeq names its product POU class 3 homeobox 3a (gene pou3f3a). Gene Ontology annotation, biological process: regulation of transcription by RNA polymerase II; brain development. NCBI's taxonomy places the organism in Eukaryota, Metazoa, Chordata, Actinopteri, Salmoniformes, Salmonidae. The record is from RefSeq and is a predicted model, not a curated record. The transcript has a single exon. Gene Ontology annotation, cellular component: nucleus. Gene Ontology annotation, molecular function: RNA polymerase II cis-regulatory region sequence-specific DNA binding; DNA-binding transcription factor activity, RNA polymerase II-specific. The coding region runs from base 814 to 2106 and encodes 430 amino acids.